GCAUCACGUUUAAUAGUGCAUGAACUUGAAAGCGAAUUAUGAAAGAAAUAUUACCCGACGAUCCAACGGAAAAGCUGUUGACGCUAAUCGACCAUGUCGUGCAAGUGCCUCGAGACAAGAGCUCCGACAUGCUAGGAAUCUAUUUACGACAAGGACUGACAUCGUUGAGCUUCAUAUCGGUGAGCGUCCUCAUAGGACUGGCGUACGGUCACAGCGCCGUUCUACUCGAUCAGUUGAACCCUUUGGCUCACAAUGGCACCCAAUUGACGAGAAUCGAAAAUGGCAUAAUAUUUGGCAAAGCAGACAUAACCAUCGACGCACUGGAAACACAGUCCUGGAUUGCAUCGGUCAUGGUCCUUUUCAUGUGCCCUGGUGGCUGGGUCGUAGCCAUCGGGAGUAAGAAAGUCGGCCGAAAGACAAUUUUGUGCGCUUCAGUGGCCCUGUUCACAGCAGCCUGGAUUUUGAUAGCCUUUGCAAACGACGUCUACCAUAUCAUAAUCGGCAGAAGCAUGAGCGGCUUGUGCAUCGGCGUACAAGCUGGCUUGAUGGCCGUGUACCAAGGAGAGUGCUCCCUACCAAAGUUCCGGACGACCUUGAACGUAGCUUUGGCCACGUUUUUUUGCAUUGGUAUGGAAGUGAGCCACGCCCUGGGUAUAUGGCUCCACUGGCGAACCAUAGCACUGUUGAGCAGCCAGUUUGGACUGAUUACGCUGUUUCUUAACUACAAAAUACCGGAGAGCCCGAUAUGGCUGCUCAACAACAACAGGAUGAGGAAGGCCAUCGACGCGUGGAUGUUCUUUCGAGGUGACGGGGAAUUCGAAGAGCUGAGGUCAAUGUACAACGGCAAACCGAUUACGAUUUGUGAGGACAAAGGGCAAGAUACCAAGGGGAAAAAUACAUUUUGCACCCAAAGUUUUUUGAAGCCCUUGAGGAUAGUGGCCAUCAUUUUUACGGUUACGGAAGUUAGUGGUAUGGGAGCCGUUACUUUUUACUGUAUACAGAUAUUCAGUGACAUACUGGGGCCGAAAAAUGCUUACAUUCCCACUCUGAUUUUGGACUCGAUUCGUUUAUUCUUCGCAAUCAUGUUGUCGAUUUGCAGUAGACGAUUCAGUUCCAGGGCCCUCAUUCUUUUUUCAGCCUUCAGCUGCUCGACUUGUCUGAUAUUGUUGUGCGUGUCUCUUUUCUUUGAAAUCGGUACUCCUUGGUCGGCGCUAAUCUUGUUGCUAUCUUUCGAGUCGUCCGUUAUCAUGGGACUGGGGCCUUUGCCGUGGACAUUUUGUGGGGAACUGUUUCCAGUUGCCAGCAAAGAAAUGGGACUAGGUAUCGUGGCGAGUUACAAUUACGCACUUUGUUUCAUCGUCGUCAAAAUGAAUCCUCAACUGCUUGUUUUGCUCAAGCCGUGGGGCACUUUUCUAUUGUAUGGGAUCCUUACGUUUGUCGGCUCGAUUAUUUUAUAUUUCGUUGUACCCAAUACCAAAGGUAAAUCUCUUAAAGAAAUAGAGUUGAUGUUUUCUAGUCAUUCGUAGUACUUAAAAGCUUUACUACGAGUAUGUAACAUACGUUAUUAACGACUCUUUUUAUGUCAAUUGUCUAUAAAUAAUCAACAAUAGUAAAUCAUUCAAAUUAAUAAUGAUAAUAAUAAUAAUAAUAAUUUUUCUAACGAUACUUUUAAUAAACAUGAUGUUUGCGCGGCACAAUGACUCACAGUAGAUUUUUUUUAAACGCUUCAAGUUUGUAGUACUAAUUAAUAUAUCAUUAAGAAUUUUAAAUAAAUCACAAAUAAUCUAUGAAAUAUUUAAGACUAAUGUUAGCCCGUGUGGAUGUAAUGGUAGGCAGACGGGCUUGCUUAAGUACUGGAUUCUCUUUAAUCUUGUCAUAAAUCCAGGAAGUCCGUGAAAUCGAAGCGUUCUCAGUGUAAAUUUCAAUUGUCCCUACUGCAUUUCGACCUCCUUAACAUUUUUACUUAAUCAGCACUUAAAUCAUUUUUAAUACUUUCAGUUGAUAUUGAUGCAGAUACGCUAACUUCGUUUAAAUCCAAUUUGUUGUCAAAUAACUGUAAUAGGAGAAAACAAUAUGUAAUAAAGCAUAUUAUGUCAGCUAACUUUUGCCCUUUUUGUAACCACUACCAUUUUUUGUACAGCAUUUUCUAUAGAAAAAAAGGGAAUGUGAUUUAAAGGCAUGGAAGUUGUGAAUUAUUUAAUAUGCGACAGAGUUACAUAAAUUAAAAAAAUAUUCAAGGACAGGACACG
This is a messenger RNA of Copidosoma floridanum, 2249 nucleotides long. Its product is annotated as facilitated trehalose transporter Tret1-like. Gene Ontology annotation, molecular function: transmembrane transporter activity. The record is from RefSeq and is a predicted model, not a curated record. Lineage: Eukaryota; Metazoa; Arthropoda; Insecta; Hymenoptera; Encyrtidae. Gene Ontology annotation, biological process: transmembrane transport. Gene Ontology annotation, cellular component: membrane.